Messenger RNA from Arachis duranensis, 1889 nucleotides. RefSeq names its product probable L-cysteine desulfhydrase, chloroplastic. The record is from RefSeq and is a predicted model, not a curated record. NCBI's taxonomy places the organism in Eukaryota, Viridiplantae, Streptophyta, Magnoliopsida, Fabales, Fabaceae.
CGCGCGAUGUCACGUGAGUCAGGACCCGCCAAAAUUAUUAAUGGAGAAACAAUAAUAAAAGAAGAAUAAUAACUGGGUACUCUCUGACUCAUCACGUUCUUCUCUAAUAUCUUUCUUCACGCAUAUGGUGGUGUUCCUAUUCUACUGUCACUUCUCAUCUCCAAAACCCUACCCUCUCUCCACCAAUGGAUUCUCCCACCACCAACAAUCACAACCACAUCCACACUCACCACCUCAACGGCGCCUCCACCAUUUCCCAACCAUCUAAGAAGCCUAAGCUCUUAUCAUCAUCCUUCAUCACUCCCGCCGAGAUUCACGAGGAAUUCUCCCACCACGACCCCUCCGUUGCCCGCAUCAACAACGGAAGCUUCGGCUGCUGUCCCGCCUCCGUCAUCGCCGCCCAGCACCGCUCCCAGCUCCACUACCUCCGCCAGCCCGACAAUUUCUACUUCAACGAACUCAAGAAAGGGAUCCUCCAAUCCCGCACCAUUAUCAAGGACCUCGUCAACGCCAAACACGUCGAUGCCAUCGUCGACAACGCCACCACCGCCGCCGCCAUCGUCCUCCAGCACACCGCUUGGUCCUUCCACGAAGGAACCUUCCAGAAGGGCGACGUUGUCCUCAUGCUCCAUUACGCUUACGGCGCCGUCAAAAAGUCCAUGGAGGCCUACGUCACCCGCGCCGGAGCUAUAGAUCACGUUACUUCGAUGCCGUGUGUGGUGAUUCCGGUGAAGGAAUUGGUUCAGAUUUGUAGGGAGGAAGGGGUUGAAAAGGUUUUUAUUGAUGCUGCACAUUCAAUUGGGUGUGUUGAUGUUGAUAUGGAAGAGAUUGGUGCUGAUUUUUAUACCAGCAAUUUGCAUAAGUGGUUCUUUUGCCCUCCUUCCAUUGCGUUUUUGUAUACAAGGAAAACCCCUAAGGGGGGUUCUGAAUUGCACCACCCUGUGGUGUCUCAUGAAUACGGCAAUGGCUUGGCUGUGGAGAGUGCUUGGAUUGGGACCAGGGACUAUAGUGCCCAAUUGGUGGUUCCUGCGGCUUUGGAAUUCGUGAAUCGGUUCCAAGGGGGAAUCGAAGGGAUCAAGAAGAGGAACCAUGAUGCUGUUGUGGAGAUGGGGGAAAUGCUUGCCCAAUCAUGGGGGACGCACCUUGGGAGUCCUCCGGAUAUGUGCGGUAGCAUGAUCAUGGUGGGUUUGCCUACUUCUUUGGGGAUUGCUUGUGAUGAUGAUGCUCUUGGGUUAAGGGUGCAUUUGAGGGAACAGUUUGGGGUUGAAGUCCCUAUAUACUAUCGGCCGCCGAGAGAUGGCGAAGUCGGGUGUGUAACUGGAUAUGCCCGGAUUUCUCAUCAAGUCUACAACAAAGUUGAUGAUUAUCACAAGUUCAGGGAUGCAGUUAACCAACUUGUCAAUAAUGGUUUUACCUGUGCUCUCCUUUCAGGCUAAAGAGUUAGUAAAAGCUUCAAAGUAGUUUUAUGACGAAUAAAACCGGAUGGUUCUGCGGCUGCUCACGAGCUGGAUUUGUUGUAAUGGUUUCGGUACCAUGAACUCCAGGUUGUGUAGAGAAACUGCAGAAAAUGUUCAUCUUUGCUUUGCUUUGCUUUGCUGCAUUGUUCCCUGGGGAUUAACUUCAAUGUUGAGGUCAUGUAUUGAUCAUUGUAAAUAUAAUCCUGAUUCUCAGAUGGUUUGAUGCUUUUGACCUUCACUAUGCCAAUUGAAGUUUUAAGUUUAGCUCAAUGCCAAUUUUUCCACUGUAUAUCUACCAUGCCAUGUUCAUUUCUCCACCAUUGAUGAAGCUGUGGGGAUUUGAUCGUAGGUCAUGUUGAUCCUAAUUUCCUAAUCCUUUCACUACAAUUGCACAACCAUAAGCAAAUAACAGCAAAGCUAAAUUUGACGUAA